Apis laboriosa (Himalayan honeybee) is the source of this 1759-nucleotide messenger RNA. Its product is annotated as sodium-coupled neutral amino acid transporter 9 homolog. Lineage: Eukaryota; Metazoa; Arthropoda; Insecta; Hymenoptera; Apidae. Gene Ontology annotation, biological process: amino acid transmembrane transport. The coding region runs from base 98 to 1759 and encodes 553 amino acids. Gene Ontology annotation, molecular function: amino acid transmembrane transporter activity. The transcript is spliced from 11 exons. The record is from RefSeq and is a predicted model, not a curated record.
UUUUAGUGAAAUAAACUAUUAGAAAUAUUAACACAUAUUGUAUAUUAUAAAAGUUCUAUUAUAUGAUAUGCAUGUAUAUGCAUAAAUUAAAUAUAAAAUGUAUAAAUAUCAGAAUGCCUGGAAAUCUUGCAUACAUCAUGAUAAUGGAUCUGAAAGUGCACCUUUAAUCUCUUCAGGAUCUCAUAUUAGUGUAGAACCUGUUAUAUUUCAAGAUUCUGAGACUAGUGAUUUAGAAUAUAUUCCAACAAAUUAUUUCAAAUAUGGUAGUCUUGAAACCUGUAAUUUACAUUCUAAUAUUACCAUAAUACCAAAAAGAUCCCUUACUGAAAAUCAUACUUUAGUUACAUCUUUAACAUUAAAUACUUGUUCUUCAUUAAAUGUAAUCCAAGAUAGAUGUUAUGAAAUCCAUAAUACUGAUCUGGAAAUUGUGGAAGAUACAUGUAAGGAUAUUAAAUCAAAACAAAGUUCUUUAGUUACAAUAUUUUCAAUAUGGAAUACAAUAUUAGGUUCUUCUUUAUUAACAAUACCAUGGGGUAUUCAAAUGGCUGGCUUUUUCCCUGGUAUUCUUUUAAUACUUAUAAUGAGUGGUUUAUGUUUAUAUACUGCUUAUUGUCUUUUACUUGUACAUAAUUAUUAUGGUGAACAAAAAAAUAUAGAAGUAAUUCAAUUGUGUCAAAUAUAUCUUAAUAAGUGGGCAGAAUAUGUUGCUAAAAUUUUUAGCAUUACAGUUUUGUUAGGUGCUACUAUAGCUUAUUGGGUUUUAAUGUCUAAUUUCUUGUAUAAUUCUGUGAAUUUCAUAUAUGAUAGCGUAGUUAGAGUAUCUCAAUUUCCUAUAAUUGACAAUACUUCUUUCACAUCAGAAGUACUAUGUCCCAAAAAAAUAAUUUAUAAUAGUACAAAUUUUAUAAUACAUGAUUAUACAUAUGGUACUUUGGGACCAUUUUGGGAUUUAUAUAAAACAGUUCCUAUUUUUCUUGGUUUAUUAAUAUUUCCAUUUUUGAACUUUAAUAGUCCUACUUUUUUUGCAAAAUUUAAUUCUCUUGGAACCAUAUCAAUUAUAUAUUUAAUAGUGUUUAUUUUGAUAAAAUCUUAUUCAUGGGGUAUCAAUAUGAAUGAAAUAGAAUGGAAAACUAGUUGGACAUUAAAAUUCUCAUUUCCUGCACUUUCUGGAAUGUUGGCAUUAUCAUUUUUCAUUCACAAUAUUAUAAUUACUAUAAUGCAGAAUAAUUAUGAUCAGAGUAAAAAUGGAAGAGAUCUUUCAAUAGCUUAUCUUCUUGUUACUUUAACUUAUAUUACAAUAGGUAUAGUAUUUUAUGUGUGUUUUCCACUGAAUAAAUCAUGCAUUGAAGAUAAUUUAUUAAAUAAUUUUCAAAAAUGGAGUGGCUUGACAAUGGGUGCUCGAAUUGUUCUUCUUUUUCAACUAUUAACUGUUUAUCCAUUACUUGCAUAUAUGCUACGUAUUCAAUUACUUACAUCUAUAUGUAACAUAUUUAAUACAGGUUGUGUUAUUAUGAUUAAUAUUAUUUUAGUAUCUGUAUGCAUUUUUUUUGCAGUAUUUGUACCCUAUAUUGGUACAAUAAUACGAUAUACAGGUGCUUUAAGUGGUUUUAUUUAUAUCUUUACCUUACCAAGUUUAUUAUACUUGGUAAUUUUGAAAGAACAAAAAAAAUUAACAAUAUUUUCUCUAUUUUUACAUAUAAGUAUUCUAAUUUUUGGAUUUUUAAAUUUCUUAGCUCAAUUUUUUAUUACAGAAUAUUAA